ACUCACUGCUGCUUUGACUGUGGGAAGAGAUUCACCUCCUCAGCAGGCAUUAAAAUUCAUCAAAGAAUCCACACAGGAGAGAAACCAUUUAGCUGUACUCAAUGUGGGAAGAGAUUUACUACAUCUGGCUCUCUGACUUUACACCAGAGAACACACACAGGAGAGAAACCUUAUAGCUGUGGUCAAUGUGGGAAGAGUUUUGGUCAAUCUAGCGAUCUGACAGUGCACCAGAGAAUACAUACAGGACAGAAACCCUAUAGUUGUGAUCAAUGUGGGAAGAGUUUUGUUCAAUCUGGCCAGCUGACAUUACACCAGAGAACACACACAGGAGAGAAACCUUAUAGCUGUGAUCAAUGUGGGAAGAGUUUUGGUCGAUCUUGCCAUCUGACUCAACACCAGAGAAUACACACAGGAGAGAAAUCUUAUAGCUGUGAUCAAUGUGGGAAGAGUUUUGGUCAAUCUGGCCAGCUGACUCAACACCAGAGAACACACACAGGAGAGAAACCCUAUAGCUGUGAUCAAUGUGGCAAGAGUUUUGGUCGAUCUUGCCAUCUGACUCAACACCAGGGAACACACACAGGAGAGAAAUCUUAUCGCUGUGGUCAAUGUGGGAAGAGUUUUGGUCAAUCUGGCCAGCUGACAUUACACCAAAGAACACACACUGGAGAGAAACCUUAUAGUUGUGGUCAAUGUGGGAAGAGUUUUUCUGCAUCUAGCAGUCUGACGCUACACCAGAGAACACACACAGGAGAGAAAUCUUAUAGGUGUGAUCAGUGUGACAAGAGAUACUCUGAUAAAAGAUCUCUGAUUAAACAUCAGAAAAUACAUUAAGGAGUUGUUUCAUGAUAUCAAUGAAAUAAUGUCACAAUGUAGAAUGUUUUAACAUAGUAGGAGUAUUUUAAGGAAUUUCACGAUGUAGAACCCUAAACGUAUACCCCAUUCAAUUGAUUUCAGCGUGAUAUGGAUAUUAGCCUUGGGAAAAAUCCAGGCUCUGAAUUGAAAGAGUACUAUUUAUGUGAUUUAACAAAAAGUGACUAACACAAAAAUAGUUGUGUUACACUUACCACUUUGGUGACCCACUUGAAUCAAAAUGCAAC
Messenger RNA from Salmo salar (Atlantic salmon), 1097 nucleotides. The record is from RefSeq and is a predicted model, not a curated record. Lineage: Eukaryota; Metazoa; Chordata; Actinopteri; Salmoniformes; Salmonidae.